This is a messenger RNA of Bradysia coprophila, 1920 nucleotides long. RefSeq lists its product as uncharacterized. The record is from RefSeq and is a predicted model, not a curated record. Lineage: Eukaryota; Metazoa; Arthropoda; Insecta; Diptera; Sciaridae. Gene Ontology annotation, biological process: maturation of 5.8S rRNA; maturation of LSU-rRNA. Gene Ontology annotation, cellular component: Las1 complex; preribosome, large subunit precursor. Gene Ontology annotation, molecular function: endonuclease activity.
UCACUUCACUGUAUUUUGCUGAACGACAUUGCGUGAAGGUACACAAAAACAGAAAACACAAGAAAUUAUACGAAAAGUUCACACUAAAGUAGUGUGAACCAAUAGACUGCCUGUAGAAACUGCAUAAUUAAACAGGAAGCAGAUUUCAAACGCUUCCGCCGUCGACAAGAAUAUUACUUACGAAUAUUCUAAGAUUGCAGCGACAUUUUAACCUCAAAGUAAAAUCAAUUUGACAGGUCAGGCAUAAUUGUUCUGGCAUGGCUUCGCAGGAUGAGGAUUCGUCUUGUAACAGGAUUGGUCCAUGGAAAAACAAGGACGAAUUCAUCAACGUUUACAAUUGGUUGUUUGGUGGAAACUCUGACAAAAGCAGUAAAGAAAUGGCCAUGGAAAUGUUGACCGUUUGGAAAAUUCGACGACAAAAUCUAACGCCAGCCAGUGUACUAAGUACUAUGGAAAUUUUGGCCGUGCAACUGCGAGAUGAUCCACCACAAACGGACCGUACUGCUAUCAAAGAAUUGCAGACCAUUUACUCCAAUUCAUUUACUCGGUUCCUCAACUACAUGUCAUCCAUUACACAGGGACGCAACAUGAAAACUAUGUACAACACUGCGAAAGAGCUGGGAAUCCAAUCGUUUUUGGUUGAUUUACGACAUUUGUGCGCCCACGGUCAGGUCAUACCGUCAAUCGAUGUGUUUCGUCGUACAGCCAGCUAUUGCAUGAAAUGGCUGCACGAUUUUUAUUGGGAACAUGGUGUGAACAACUUUCACGACGUCUCUGCCCAAGAUGUUCGUAUGAAGGCGUCGAUUGAUUUUGAAAAUCAAAUGAAAUCUUUGGUCAAAGUGUACGAUGUCACUUGCGAGGCUCUGUAUCGAAAAUACAAAUUGGUCGGUGAAGUUGAAGGCAAUUUGGACGAUGGUAGUUACCAGUUGCUGGAGGAUUAUUCGUCAAAAUUUAAGCGGAACAAGCUGAACCUAAUUUUGGCGAAUGUAACAAAUGAAAUGACCGAGCUCACCAACCGAGAGAGUAAGGUUCGUGGUCAUGCACAGGUCUACAGCGAUAUUAUGUGCGAUUGCAAAUACUUCUUCGAAACGGCAAGUAAAUUCAAUAAUUUGGACGACGACAAUGGAAAGGUACCGAAGGCCGUGACGGAUUUCAUUGGACUGCAUCAAAAUUUGUUCCGUUCGAUGGCCGUGUGUGGCAUGAUUGACACAUUUUUCAAAGCUCUGAUCGACAUUUGCGAAAAUGACCACGAAAGCGACGUUCGUCGUUCGGGCGCUAGCUUUUGGACAAACAACAUCGUCGACGGAUUCACGUUGCUCAGGGACGUUAAGAGAGUGCUGAAGAAUCGAAAAGAAAAGAAUUCCGCAAGUAAUAUCGACCUGAAUCUGGUCAACACCAACGACAUGUCCGACGAGAUACGGAAAAUUUACAAAAGUUUGGGUGUAAACUGCGACGGAGUGUUGAUAUUCGGUGACACAGUUCAACGGCCAUGGGGUGUGGAAUUCGAAAAUGAUUUCAUCACCGAGCGAAUCUUGAAGGCUAACAAAUACACCAAGGAAAUGAUUGAAAAAGUUCGAAUUCUCUCCAAACGUGAAAUGGUCGACAAUCAACAGACACUCAUGGAAUGGAUAUCAAUUUACACCGACGAGUACGUAACGGAUAUGGACCUCAAAUCUGACCACUACAAAGGCAACGAACUGAAAUCAUUCGACGAUGAUUUCCAUGUCAACAGUCUGAUACCCGUUGGUGAAGUGAAACGAUACGGCAUUUGGUGUGAAGUUGAUGACGAUGUGGAUUGGACAACGUGUCCCAUCGGCCGUGUUCCGUGGGAAUAAGUCUAGUUGUCUACGGGGUACGUAAUGGAAUGAAAUGUAUGUUAAAUCAUAUUGAGAUCAACAAUAAAACUCGAACCUGAAAAUG